Molecule: messenger RNA, 2547 nt
Organism: Xylona heveae TC161
Lineage: Eukaryota; Fungi; Ascomycota; Xylonomycetes; Xylonales; Xylonaceae
Product: phospholipase D/nuclease
Exons: 8
Coding region: 247-2406 (719 amino acids)
Molecular function (GO): catalytic activity
Source: RefSeq, a predicted model, not a curated record
CGCCGAAACGGGAGGGGGCAGAACUGAGCCUUGAUUCGUCUUUUUGAUUCAUCUCCAGCUUGGUUUUUUCCGGCUCCCUUUGAAUGGGCAGCUUUCGGGGCAUACAGUGUUGCCAAGUUGGGUCGCACUGCGUCAUUUACCCAUUCGUAUCCAGCUAGAGUCUCCUCACCCAUCUACCGCGUUCGCUUCCUAAGCUCAAGACGGAGAACUCCCCUGGUCGCCUUAGCAGCCGCGUACAUAACAAGAAUGCUAUCCGACUAUGUUGCCUGGGACUCCAUCCCGUCAGCGCUUGCUAUCUGCAAUACUGUGCUCUUGAUCUGUCUCGCCAUUACCCUUGAAUAUUACCAUCGCCAGCCGUAUCUGAAGAAGGUUCCCAAGAGCACGAUGGUCUCUGAGAAGGUCUAUAACCUCUGUCGGAGCGAUCAAUCCGUCUCGUCGGAGCUUGCCAAAAACCCCACACAAAGCGUCAGCCAUGUGGUCAAACACUUGUACGGGGAGCGCGCUGUCAGCGUCGCUACGGAGAAUCCUAUGCCCAAAAAGCUCGAACCUACCGCCGAAGACCUGCAGCGCGCCUUUGAAUGCGGGAAAUGGGGCAAUUCACGACCAAGUGAACUUUUCCUUCGAAUUUAUCACGACGUUUUGUGUACUUUGGAGCAUGAUCAUCUAGUUGGCACCGUGUCUCCGCCCUUGAUGGGAAGCUCAGGCGUGCUUCCCUUAAGUAUCAUAGCACCUUUACCGGAUAUUUGUCGUCACAUGUCCAACGUAAUCGCCCGCGCCCGGAAAGAGGUGUAUUUGGCGACCAAUUACUGGCAAGCGUCAGCCUCGUCCAGGCUCAUUACCAAUGCCUUGCGUGAACUAUCCAAAAGAGCUGGCGAGAGAGGGGAGAAGGUCGUAGUAAAGAUCAUCUAUGACAGAGGAAAUAUUAAACAGGUAGUAGACAACCACCAAAAGGUGCCUCCGAGCGAAUAUACUGGGAAGGCUGUGCAAUUACCGCAUCCCGAUGAGGUUCCCAACCUUGAUUUGGAGGUUGUAAACUUUCAUCGCCCCGUCUUCGGCACGUUUCACUCAAAGUACAUGGUCGUAGAUCGCCAGAUUGCCAUUCUUAGCAGCAAUAAUAUCCAGGAUAAUGAUAAUCUCGAAAUGAUGGUGCAUCUAGAAGGACCUAUUGUCGACUCAUUCUACGACGCCGCUCUCAUCUCGUGGCACAAUGCCUUCAAACCGCCGCUUCCAAGUCACAAUACACCUGCGGCGAUGGGUGGGCUGCCAACUUUCGACCAAACGUCGUUUCAGGAACUAUUUGAUCAGAACGGCCAAGUGAAGAGAUUCGGCUUCGGUAGCAAUUUCGGCGACUCCAAUCUUGGCGGUGUUGAAGCAACUACGGUACCGGGAAUGAGCGAGGCAGCUAUGCCGUCGCGACAGGAGGAUGUCUUGAAUAGCGGCAACACUAACCUAGGCGCCAUUUAUCAGGAAGGCAAAAGUGAACGUCUAGCUGAGCAUACGGAUAAGGAACCUCAUUAUGACCCCGACAUUGCUGCAGAAAUCCGCCGAUCUCAGUCCGUUCUUACUCCUCAGGCAGGAGAAAGCAAAAUGGCCUGCGUGACUCGUCACCUGAAUACCACAAUCCAGCCAGACACCAAGGGCGAUGCCCCAGAAUGUUCGCCAGAGGAAGAAAUGAUUCCACUGAUUCCGCAUCCGGUGCACGAACCAUUCCCAAUGGCUAUGGUGUGCCGGAAGCCAUGGGGAGCACCCAACCACUCCUCUGUGCACACCCCGCAGAAUGAAGCGUGGCUUUCAGCGCUGCGAAACGCCAAAGAAAGCGUCUUCAUUCAAACCCCCGAUUUGAAUGCCGAGCCACUUAUUCCAGCCAUCUUGGAAGCUGUUCGUCGCGGCGUGGAAGUCACGUACUAUGUCUGCCUGGGUUACAAUGACGCCGGAGAACUUUUACCUUUCCAAGGAGGCCACAAUGAGAUGAUUGCGAACAAGUUGUACACGACUCUGACGGCCGAGGAAGGCAAGCGUCUUCACAUCUUCAAUUAUGUCGCCAAGGAUCAGACCCGGCCAAUUCAUAAUAAGUUCAAAAAGCGCAGCUGCCAUAUCAAAUUGAUGGUUGUGGACAGACACAUUGGAAUCCAGGGAAAUGGAAACCAGGAUACGCAAUCGUGGUUCCAUUCGCAAGAGAUCAACGUUAUGAUCGAUUCUCGCACUGUAUGCGAGGCGUGGUUAGAGGGGAUCCGCCGAAAUGAGAACACGCACUUGUACGGUGCAGUGGAUCCCACCGACGGCGUUUGGAAAGAUUCCAGCGGUCAGCAGGCUGAAGGGGCCAUUGGGGUUGAUCCUGGUCGGUUUGCAUGGGCAAAGGGAAUCGUUGGUGCAGUGCAAAGAGUCAGGGGAGCUGGCGGAUUUUAAGUGGAUUUAAUUUUCUUUGGGCCUGUUUUAAUAAUCUACACAAUAUUUUCAAUAUCCAAAUGGUUAACAUAAUUUUUUUUUUUUAAAAAAAAACAAAAACAAAAACAAAAUAGCUUCAUCCGAAUUGUGCAAAAUAAUUUG